AUGCAUUUAGCUGAGGUCAAAGAUGACGAAGAGCUGCCGCCAAAUAGAAGUUUGAUUUGCCAUUGUGGACGACAUGCAAAAUCAAGGAUGCAUGGAUUCUGUAUCCCUGAUGCAAUAGGGCGCUGUCCAUGUGUCCGUCAAAGGCGGCAAUGCACCAAAAGAUGCAUAUGUUUCAACUGCAGAAAUAACGCCCGUACACCCGAUGGCUGUAGGUGUGGUGAAGGAGAGAGAAACAUCAGAAGUGCAUGCACCGAUGUGCCAGGCCAACGACGAUCCAAAUGCCCUUGCUAUACUUCUGGUAGUUCGUGCUCCGCGGAAAAAUGUAAAUGCAAGGGCUGCGGGAACUCGUUUGGCAAAAGAACGGCGGGCAAGAAAGAUGUCAAAAAAAAAAGGUCCACCAAAUGUACGUCCAGUCCUUCGCCAUUGAAAAGGAAACGUACCAUGGAUUUCUUGAAGGAAAGCAACUCCUUCAUUAGCCUGGGCUCCUGGACAAACAUAGAAAUAUGCCUUUUGGACACUGUAGAAUCUUUCCUACAUUGUACUUGUUUUCUUCCUACUAAGGAAAUUUAA
This is a messenger RNA of Pocillopora meandrina, 570 nucleotides long. NCBI's taxonomy places the organism in Eukaryota, Metazoa, Cnidaria, Anthozoa, Scleractinia, Pocilloporidae. The record is from the annotation of a GenBank genome assembly.